AUGACCGCCAUAAGCGGGUGGGCAGACCAUCCCCCUCACCCCGGGGCCCCGCUGGUCAAUGCCAGCCUGGCCGCUGACGUCAUUGCUGACGUUGCAGCUGAUGUGGCGAAGAGCGGGGGCAUUCCCAGCAAGCCCUUGCUGGGCGCGUCGUGGAGUCCCGAUGGCAGAAAGUAUCUUCUGGCGCUCUGCUCCACUGGCGGGAUGUCCAACCAUCUCUUCUGUCUGGACGCGCCUAAAGAGUGUUCCUCCUCUGCCCUGCUCCCCUCCCUGCGCCCAUCCCUGCGCCCAUCCCUGCACCCCUCCCUGCACCCCUCCAUGCCCGCCUCCAUGCCCGCCUCCAUGCGCCCGUGCGGGUCGCUCUUAGCGCCAAGUGCGCUCCUACGCCGUCACGGCCCCCCUCCCCGCGCUAAAUUUCAGUACCCUUCCCUUCUUCCUAAGGUCAAUUCCGCCCCUCCCCUCUCUCCCGCAAGCACGCUAACCGUCGGACCAACUACCGCGACCGACGAAACCCUAAUCGGGGGCAACCGCCGCAAACGCGACGAACGCGGGCAACCGCCGCGGAGUAGGGUUUCACGGGCGACGGCCGCGGACGCGGGCCGCGGCGGCCGGCGGACGCGGCGGCCGGCGGACGCGGCGGCCGGCCGCGGCGACGGCCGCGGACGCGGCGGCCGCGGAGGCGGCGGCCGGCGGAGGCGGCGGCCGCGGACGCGGCGGCCGCGGACGCGGCGACCGGCGGAGGCGGCGGCCGCGGACGCGGCGGCGGCGGAGGCGGCGGCCGCGGACGCGUCGGCCGCGGACGCGGCGACCGGCGGAGGCGGCGGCCGCGGACGCGGCGACCGGCGGAGGCGGCGGCCGCGGACGCGGCGGCCGCGGACGCGGCGACCGUCCGCGGCGUCGGCCGCGGACGCGACGGCCGCGGACGCGGCGACCGUCCGCGGCGACGGCCGCGGAGGCGACGGCCGCGGACGCGGCGACCGGCGGAGGCGACGGCCGCGGACGCGGCGACCGUCCGCGGCGACCGGCGGAGGCGACGGCCGCGGACGUGGCGACCGGCGGAGGCGACGGCCGCGGGCGGCGCGACCGGCGGAGGCGACGGCCGCGGGCGGCGCUCCCGGCGGAGGCGACCGCCGCGGGCGGCGCGCCCAGGCGCAGCCCCGGUGUCGUCACCCCCUCCCCCUCCUUCCCCUCAUGGCGGACGACUCUACUCCCAUUGAGCUCGGAGCUAUCGACAAGCUCGAGCUCCUUCAUGAUACCACCGCUGUGAAUUGGGCGUCGUUCGAGGAUACGCUCCACACCCACCUUGGCUCCGUCAUCAUCCAAGACUACUGUCUCCUUGACAUAGUCCUUGAAACCUCUAACGGUCUUCCACCCGUUCUCCCUCCUCCGCUUGAUCCCCCUCCCCUCGAUGCCCCUCCCCUUCCAGAACCUAUUGACCCCCCCCCCAAUCCUCCAGUUCAUGAUGAUCACCCGGAUCGUUGGGCGGCCAACUUGAACAAUUACAAUAAGCUACGUGACACCUACACCAUCCAGCGUGAAGCAUAUCGUGUGGCUGAGGAAGCACAUGCUGUCGCUGCUGCACGCAUCCUCCAGUUGGGUCAUCCCAACUUUGCCACCCUCCGUCAAACUGUCUCCACCCAACUCCUCGACGGCCUCCCCCUCACAUCCAUCCCCCUUCUCCGCCACCAUAGCACCUCCCCUCCCCCCCACACCAGCACCUCAGGUUCUCUCAGCAGUCGCGCCCCCGUCUCCCUGCCCCUCACGGCAACUCAGCGAAGCCGAGCUGCAAUGCAGCUGUCUCCCCGCCCCGACCCUCAGCGCAGCAGAGCACCAGUGCAGCUGUCUGACCCUGCUGCUCUCCCUCUUGUUCCACGUGCCCUUCCUGCGCCUUCCUGUGCAACAAACCACUCCUCUCCUCACCUCCAUGCCGCGCCUCCUCCCUCUCUCUGUCCCUUUCCAGCCAACCCUGCCGCUGUCCCUCGUCUUCGACGUGCCCUUCCUUGUGCAGCAGAGAAAUCACAGUGCUUUUUUCCACCUCCCUUCCCCCUUCUCGCCCGCUGCUCGCCCCCUCAUGCACACCACCAGCUAACUCUGUCGCUCUCCCUCGUCUUCGACGUGCCCUUUCUGCGUGCCUGCUACUGUCCCAAGUCAGCCCUCACCCUCGACGAGUACAAGCAGUUCGUGAGUUACCCACCCGUGCUGCUGUUGCCGUGCCCCAUGUCCCAUGCCAUGACAUGUGUAUGCCACCCGUGCUGCCCUUGUCCUGUCCUGCGCACCUGCUAUGGUCCCAAGACAGCCCUCACCCUCGACGAGUACAAGCAGUUCGUGAGUGCAGGCAGUGAUGCUGUUGCCAUUGAGCAGUGGCGGCAUGCAGGUCACCCACGUGAUGUGCCUUGUGAAGGGCUGCCACCUCUUGCCCCUGCCCCAUACCCCUGGCCUGCCCUGCCUCAACAUCUGUCCCUGCACCCAACCCUCCACCUUAACCCCUGCAAGUGGGCAGUGGCGGCAUGCAGGGGCAGCAAGCAGGUGACCGAUGUGCUGUGCCUCGUCAAGGCCUACCACCUCGUGGCCCUACCUACCCUACCACCUGUGGGCAGGGGCAGCAUGGAAGUGACCCACGUGCUGUGCCUUGUCAAGGGCUGCCACCUCGUGCCUGGCGCUGGUGAGUGGGGCGCACCUGGGCUGGGGGCGCUGGUGAUUGAGAGGGGGGAAGGGAGGGGGGGGGGGGAGGGGGAGGAGCAGGGUUCCCCCGGGGUGACUAGGCUGCACAGGGCAGCCCUUUCCCUCCUCGUGCGUGAUGCUGGUUAUGCGCACCAUGCAUGGAUGGAGUGGAUGGGGAAAAUAGGAACGCUCUUUCCCUCUCUCUUUAUCUUCCCUUGUAUCUUCCCACUUCCCGCUCUUCUGCCCUCUCACCUCCUUCCCUCCUUCCUUCCCUCCCUCCUUCCCUCCCUCCUUCCCUCCCUCCUUCCCUCCCUCCUUCCCUCCCUCCUUCCCUCCCUCCUUCCCUCCCUCCUUCCCUCCCUCCUUCCCUCCCUCCUUCCCUCCCUCCUUCCCUCCCUCCCUCCCUCCCUCCCUCCCUCCCUCCCUCCUUCCCUCCCUCCCUCCCUCCCUCUCUCCCUCUAUGAGAGAGAAAACCCAAUUGCAGCACCACCUUCUCUCAUCCCCGUCCUUCUCCCCUUCCCUCCCCUCCCCCACCCCUCCCCCUUCUCCUCUCCCCCCUCAUUGUUUUGUUUUGGUGUCACAUUUUCGGUGGAGAGAGCGAGGGAGAUACAAGCAGCACCAAGAGGGCAGUUCAAGGCGAGCAAGGGGCGCAUCAGCCUGGCGAACGUGUUUGAGUCACCUGACCUGAGAAGUCGCCUCGAUAGCGCCCACUCCACCUCCCUGCUGACCCUCUCCUCUCAUACAGCACCAGGCGGGCAGUUCAAGGCGAGCAAGGGGCGCAUCAGCCUAGCGAACGUUGUGGUGCCGGCAGUGGAGCAGUGGACGUGGUCGGGCCUACCGGACAAACACUCGCUGCAAGCAACCCAUCACGGAUUCCAUCUACUUUCACAUGCUCUCCCCCAUGGACCUCCCGUUCCCUGCUCUGUGUCCUCUUCCCUUCCAUGCAUUCUCACACAUGUCCCCCUCUCCUCCCCACCGCCUGCCCUCUCCCCCUUCUCCCUCCAGCAACCCAUCACGGAUCCCAUCUUCUUUCGCAUGCUCGCCCCCAUGGACCUCCCGUUCCUGCUGCCCCCACCAUCGGGCAAGCAGAGGGGGAAGCCUAAGCCUGCCAAGGUGGUGCCGCGAGACACAUGCCUCGCGUCUCCCGCCAUCCGGUCCCUCUCUCGCUCUCGCCCACCCUCCCACCAGCACCCAUCGGACGGCUGUUUCCUGCCAGUCGACCAAGCAGCACAGUGCAUGCGUGCUGCAGCCAUCGCAGCCCGUCAUCCAUCGGACGGAUGUUUCCUCCCAAUCGACCAGGCAGCACAGUGCAUGUGCACAGCUGCUAUCGCAGCGCGUGUCCCUCUUGUCUUCCUCGCCACCAAUGCCCAGCCACACGAAGUAGCAGCCAUUGCAGCAACGCUUCUUGAGGCUCCUCAACAACAGCCAUAG
Closterium sp. Naga37s-1 is the source of this 4089-nucleotide messenger RNA. The record is from the annotation of a GenBank genome assembly. NCBI's taxonomy places the organism in Eukaryota, Viridiplantae, Streptophyta, Zygnematophyceae, Desmidiales, Closteriaceae.